AUGCGCUGCCAGCUUUGUCUAAAGUCUGGAAUGAGUGGCAACAACGUGAGCCACUCCAACCGGCACACCAAGACCCGCUUCAAGGCCAACGUCCACAAGCAGACGCUUGACAGGAAUGGCACCCCGGUCACCGUCAAAAUCUGCAGCCGCUGCCUGCGGUCCCUUCACAAGUCCCCCAAGGUGCGCAAGGCCUUCGCCGCUCUCAAGUAG
Molecule: messenger RNA, 210 nt
Organism: Geodia barretti
Lineage: Eukaryota; Metazoa; Porifera; Demospongiae; Tetractinellida; Geodiidae
Source: the annotation of a GenBank genome assembly